Messenger RNA from Nymphalis io (European peacock), 3947 nucleotides. RefSeq lists its product as uncharacterized. NCBI's taxonomy places the organism in Eukaryota, Metazoa, Arthropoda, Insecta, Lepidoptera, Nymphalidae. The transcript has 7 exons. The coding region runs from base 1 to 1641 and encodes 546 amino acids. The record is from RefSeq and is a predicted model, not a curated record.
AUGCAUAAGAAUUCACAACACAGUGCGCGAGACAGUGAGAUAGUGCGAGUCUCUGUUUCCUUGCCAAUUGCUGCGACAUUGUAUCUAUUGACACGGACCGAACCACGUUGGCCGACGACUAUUUUAAGUGGAGAAACGGCGCACAUGUCGCGCGUCGUCGAUACGUGCGGCCGCGCUACAUAUCGCAUCACCGCCCGCCCGCAAUUUCACGUAAAAUUGGCAGCGCGCGGCGGGCGGGCAGCGGCGGCGCGGAGCGUCGCUCCCGAAAUAGUGUUCGGGCGCGGUCGUGCACCGUCGGAAGCGGCGCCCCAGUCGCCUUGUGGCAGCGCGCGCGCACCCGCGUCGCGUCCUAACCGCCAUCUGCGUCACCGCACGCACGCCCGCCCGACGGAGCGAGGGCACGAACGUACUGCACGGCUCCACGGUGCGCGUAUUUCGGUCGCGAGGAGGCCCCGGGCCGCGUCGGGCGCGCUGCCCGCGCGCUGGCCGCCGUGCUCUGGUGGUGGUGCGUGGCGCUGCUGCGGCUGGUCGCGCUCUGCGCGCCUCCCCCCGGCUCGUCCGGCGUCGGCGCGCCGCCGCCGCCUUCCCCCGCCCGCGCCGCGGAAGAUGCGCCCUCGGCGCCGGCUUGCGCGGCCUGCGCAGGUGCGUCCUCCAACGCUACCGAAUCGACGCCGCCGACGCCGACGCCUGCGGUCGAUCCGCUCUCACACACCGGGUGGUGGUGGGCAGGCGCAUGCGUGGGCGGUGCCGCACUGCUGUGCGCCGCGGGCGCGCUGGUCCGCCCGCACCUGCGCCGCCGCACCGCCACCGCAGCCGCUGCUGCCGACCCCAUGCUCUCGGUACAAGUGCCGGGGUGCGCGGGCAUGGAGCGGCUGGGCGCGCCGGGGGGACCGCGCCUGCGGCACGACCACAGACACCACCAUUCCACAUUAUACCUGUUGCUCGAUAAUGCCAAGAAAAAUCACGAGGACGCACAAUAUUUUGUUCAACGAGGGAAUGGGAGAAACAACAGAGGUUACAAGCGAUGGUUGGUCGCUUGCAAGAGAUGGUGGAGCAGGAAACGCGCGCGCGGUCUGCCGCCGCCGCAGAACGACUCGGCUUACCGCCCAGCAUACAGCUUCCCGACGGCGAGUACGGUCAAGACGCGCAUCUACAGUUACGAGUCCCUUAUCAGCAAGCCGAGCUGACGAGAAGCAGUUUUCAACCUCCACCGAACAAGUGCGUGAGCGACGUUCCCGAGUGGGCGGGCACGACGGACGCGCCGCCGGGGCGUCGAGGUCCGGGCGGCGGGGGCGGUGGCAAGAAAGAUGGCCUUCUGCAAAAGGCGACUCGAUGGUGGGUGCGUAUGGGUGCGCGGCCGCCGCCCACGUUCCUGCCGGCCAGCGCGCCGCCGCCCUGCGUGAUGGUGCCACGCCGGGCUGCGCCCUCGCCGCCGCCCGACGCGUGACGUCGCCGCAUCUCCGCACCUCUCUAUCAUAUCACGCUUACAUUCCAUUAUCGGGACGAUCAGACUCGUCGGAGUGCACGCGCGUCCCGGAGUAUUAUAGACUUGAUAAUUUAUUUAUUUGGGACUCGCGCCCGCCCGACCGGGCAGCGGAGCGCGUACGCGUGCUUUGUGAUAUGUGCGACAGGGUCGUGUAGUGACAGUGCAGACCGUACGGAGUGAGGCGGGGCGACCGCCGCCGCCGCCGCCGCAGCCGCCGCCGCCGCCGCUGCUGCGAGCGUAACUAGUCUUGAUACUUUAAUCGGUUUAGACGUAGAGGUAAUUGUUUCUAUUGAAAUUUUAUGAAACUAGACGAGGUUUCACUGCCCGCUAUUCGUGUUAUAGGUGUGUAUGGCAUUGCAUUGAGUGUGCGUCUGUGUUCCUCGCACUGUCUUUGAGUUUUUGAAAACUAAGACUGAAAUAAAUAAAAAAGAUAACACUUUAAAGUUUACAUUGAAUAUGUUGUCUUAGGUAAAAUUAAUUCAAAUAGAAACAAUUAAAAUAUUUAAUGAAUCUUUCGAUUGUAACCUUCAAUGAUAUUGUAUAUUAUGAAAAAGGUCAGUCAAUAGUAUGCUAUUAAUGUCUUGCAAUGUACAGUUCAUGUUUAAGUAACCUAUUUUAAAGUUUAAUUUCUAUCCAGCAGCUAAAAUCUGUGUUUAAACAACUUUUAUAUUUAUUUAAAUAUAAUGUAUAAAAUAAUGCAUAUCAGUACAGUAAUCACAAGGAAUAUUAAUUUACAAAGCAUAGUUACUAUUUUAUUGUAAAUAUUGUCUCUAAUUUAAUGUUAGAUUAUGCAAUGGCCGAAUGUCAAAAUAUGAAGGUCGUUUUCAUUGAGUGUUUAUUACAUUCCAUAUUUAUGUUGAAAUAUUUUCAAUUCUUGCUUAUCUGCCGACAACCGACAACCCACUAAACUGAUUAAAUAGUUUGUCAUCUUGGUCUUUACCGUUACACUAAAAAUCUGUCAUGCUGACAAUAAUUAAAUAGUGAGUAAUUUUUUCAGUGCAGAUAAAUCUCUUUAGAGAAUAGUCAUUAAUUAAAAAAAUUGGUUGAAUUAGUUUUAAAUUAAAUAUGUAUUUAUUAAUUAUAUCAUAAGGUCAGGUAUUAGAGGUCUGCUUGCGGGCUCAAUAUAUUUUGAGAUAACAUAUAAUUGUAUUCCUAUUAUAAAUUAUUCAAACUUCCCACUGUAGUCAUCUAAAAACGUGAUAUAGCUAAAAUUUGUUAAAUUACUCGCAUAUUUCUGCUAGGGGCCUGUAAUUUAGUCCAUAAAUUAUAAAAACAUGUAAGCAUAGCUAGAUAAUAGUAAUUGGCCUGUAUCUCGAAAAAUUCUGGUGCUUAAUGAAAAUAUAAAUUUAAAUUGUGAAUUUGCUUUAUUUCUUUUAAAGUAAUACUUUUUACCUAUUACCAUUUAUUAUAGUCUCCUAUUUAAUUUUUACGAAUACUUAAAAUAACUUAAUGAUGAUAAUGUCAUAAAAGUAAUUAACCAAUAAUAAUAACCAGUAAAGCUUACAAAUUUUUAAACGGUCAUAUCUAUGAUAAAUAUGUAUUAAUUUGACAUAAGUCACAGUUUGUAAAAUUUAAAAUUGUAUCCAUGUAUUCGAUUGUCUGACAAAUAUACUAUUAUACAAAGAAACAUAAAAAAUAUUUGUUAAUAAAAUGCAAUACUAAACAUAAUUUUCAAUGUAUAAGUAAAUAGAUAUAUAAACAUAUCUAUAUAUCUAAUAGAUUUUAAUUUCUUGACUUUUGUCAGACCUUAGCCUGAAAUUGAAAACCAAACAAAAAUUUUAAUUAUUUUCAAGAAUAAUUGCGAAAAUAAAGGAUUUGAAAAGUGUCUUUUAUUAUUUUUUAAUAAUUAUAAUAGAUCCAAAUUAAACCAGAGACAGCAUUAAUUUUAUGAAUAUUAAAAAAAUGUACUAAUUCCUGCUAUACAAAUGGCAAUGAGACAUUUAAUUUGUUAUUUAUUCAUUAGUUAAGUAACAAAAAUUGUUGUAAAAUUUGUUAUCUUUUUAGAAUUGAAAUAAUUUUUAUAUUAUUAGAAACAUGAUGUUAAAUGUUGUUUUAGAUUCUUUCAUACGACUUAUUAUGCAAGGCUUAAUGAAGAUUAAUUAUUCGAUGUAAAAAAAAAUUUAUUGUUUUAAUUCUUAAAAAAUAAUGAACAGAUUUUUGUCAGGAAGGAAAUAGCUAAAAUUGUCGUGAUUAUAAUUAUGAUUGUAAACUAUUUUUUUAAUGUGUGUCUCCAAUUUAUUGUACCUUACUAUCUUAAUAGUUUUAAAUUUUUAGAGGUGGUAGUAAAGCUGUCCUUGUACAAAAUGCUGGUAAAAUAUAAAAGUUGUUUAAAAUAGUGUCACAGAAUAGAUAUUUAAUCUAGAUAUCAAACAAUAUUCCAUUUGUCAUAUUAAUAAGUAAAAGCAAAAGCAAAUUUUUAAUAAAAAAAAUACAUUAAAUUAUGACCUACCAAUAAUUAAAA